AGCUUCCAUCCAUAGCCUAAGCAUUCUGUCUCGCGGUACCUUACAUUGUUAGUUGCGCCACUACAAGCACUUCAGCUGCCAUGUUUGGAAACUUCACCUCCUUCGCCGGCAUUCCGGCCAAGAGCAAGGUUGAUCCUAAGGACGUACCGCCUCCUACGCCGGUCACUCUUCCUCGCUUUCAACCUUUUGCUCAGGACGACGAUACCAUCGAUGAAUCGUCUGCGCUAUCUACUCUUCUCCGCAACACCGGAAGAUCAACAGCCGCUCUCGGUCCUUCGGGUUUCUCUGCCAUUGGUCUUAAUCUGAACCUCGAUGCCAAGCCCACAGACCUGAUUCCUGACCCUUCAUUCAUCCCGGAUUUCGAUAGUUGGGACAAACUGUCGCCAGAUGAAGCCCAAGAGAAGAAUCAGUCCACCCGGAACCCCCUAAGAAAUGGCAACCUCUCUCCUGGCUGCCAUGUGUACCUCGAACGCAAGAAGGAAUUGUCGAAUGUCAAUGAAGACGCCUUUCGAACAGUCAGAAGGCUUCCAGCCCCCAAAGGAAAGACACAGGCUCGUUUAGGGAAUGCCUAUGAGUUUUUCCGUUGCCUUGAAGCCUUUACCUCUUUUUGGGAUGACCCAACUCAGCCAUUACCGCUUCCUCCUUCCCCUGAAGCCUCUCCCGAAGUUACUUCGUCCGGCGAUGCUGCGAACUCGGGGGACGCAAAACCUGCGAGUCCUAAGCCAGAUGAGAGCGCAAACUUCUUCAGAACCAGCGCUGGAUCAUCUAUGCCACUUGAAUAUCGCAAUAACCUGAUAACAUCAUUCAUCAAACUUGUUGCUUAUGACUUUGGGUGCAACGUCUCGCCUUCUCGAACCGAACCACGACUUCACUUCAGUUCACCCCAAGGAUCUGGUUCUCGCAAAUCUUUUUGCCCCUCUGGCUGCCUUUUUAUAUUUCAGAGUCCCACAACCCGUGAAGCCGCUCGUGCAGGUGUGGUCCACGGGCCUGUCGCCGCCGUCAGUGCCAGAGGUACAACUGACUUCACUCAACCUGAUCCUGAGACUGCGCAAUCACUCGACCUCGCUCGAGAGAUCGUAGCAGCUCUUAUUACAGCGCAGCAUCGCGCACGUGAAGGAAAGACUGAGAAGCGAUUUGGUGAGGGAGAAUGGUGGACGACCAAGAAGCGCUGGGGAGGCGGUCCUGGAGGGCCCAUAGGACGCGAGAUCGAAAAGGACCUGGUACAAGGCGACAAGGACGCGAAACCUAGUGACGAGAACGGUCUUCCGAUGCCACUCGCCAAGAAACCUCGCAAAAACAUGAGUAUCUACGACAACUAUCGCAUGAUUCGACCUCCAUCGUCGACUUGGGACAAGAAGGCUCAAUACGAAGCCAUUGGGAGGCGCAAGGGGGCCAACUAUGACGAUAUCUUUGUAGUGAGCUCGUUGUUUCACCAUAUCUCGGUCAUCCGUGUCAGAGUACCUAAUCGGCUACUUGAGGCUCUGGAAGGGGCACGGGAGCCAGAUGCAUCCAGGCGAAGUUGGGGUAAGGUUGAGGCUUGGAGGAGCCCCUGGUACGAUUUAUUUGAUACCACACAACGACUAGCAGCUAUGAAACUAGUGUGGGUGAUGAUGGCUUACCAGAUGAGAAAAGAUGAUGUCUCUGAUGGGGACGUUGAUAUGACCAAUGCCUAAGCUUAUUUUGAGGUGGGCCAUGGGUUUGGGGAAACCUCAUUCUUGCUUGCAUUAGUAUAUCGGAUCUCAGCAUGAGAUGUCAGCGCAAGGUUCAGGAAAGACUAAGAUGGCAUAGUUGCCUAGUUGGUUGAUUACACGCAUACAUAGGGUAUCCAUACAUAACAUACAUUAACCAGGGUCACAUUCCCGUCUCCAGUUCCGAUUAGCUUGGCUUUUUCUAUCAAUCAGACACCCUUGAGGAAGAGGGUUACAAUGAGGCGGCAGCUGAGACUAGGACUUCUAUCACCUGCAGAUGUUGCAUGGAUUUAUCUGGUAAGUAACUCUGGCUUUACCUUGUAAUCGUCGUCACGCCAUCAGGGGUUCG
Fusarium oxysporum Fo47 is the source of this 2037-nucleotide messenger RNA. RefSeq lists its product as uncharacterized. Bases 81 to 1673 code for a protein of 530 amino acids. The record is from RefSeq and is a predicted model, not a curated record. Lineage: Eukaryota; Fungi; Ascomycota; Sordariomycetes; Hypocreales; Nectriaceae. The transcript is spliced from 2 exons.